AUGUAUGGCGAACAGUACAGCUCCUCCAACAUUCUGCGCUCUUUGCCAUUCAGGUCCCCGCUAGCGCUGCUGUUAACACCUCCGGAGAUACUCGACCAGAGCUUAAUGCAUAAAUCUAAUGCUGCAGAGUCAGUGAUUAACUCUUUGUCUCAGAAACUUUUCGAACAGAAAGAAGUGGAAAACUCCUCAUGGAAACUCACCACGGGCUUCCACAACAACAGGCUAACCGAGGGAUCGGAUGAAAUCUCCGUCUAUACUAAGAAGAGACAGACCGAACACAUUUACGACCCGAGAAUCACAAUGGCAGUCUAUCUCCACCACUUGCAAGAGCAACACAGUUCCGGUCAGAGCAGCAUACCUUUCUCCUGGGAAGACUGGGUGGAUCUGUCGUAUUUGAACCGGUUUUUGAAUGGAAAGAGCCGCUCCUGUGCGUCAUUUUUGACCGAUUACGAGAUCUCCCUGAAAUAUGAAAUGAACGACAGUCUACCUUCCACGGAAUAUGCCAAUAGGAGUUUCUGUCUCGAUAACAUCGAUUAUCUGAAGACACAUAAUGGGAAAUACAAAGAUGAAAAGUUAUUGCCCGGGUUCAAUUUCAUGCAAAGGAUCAAUGAGAAAUCGAACUUUAUCGGGAAAAUAUUCAACGCAAAGUCGUUUAUUUUGUCCUAUGCCCCAACACCAUCUCUCAUCUACUUCUUGAACGAAAAUGGUACUUACUACAAGACUAAGCCAUAUCAGGCAACAUCUAUGAUGCAAAAUGGCCUCUUUGAAUCUUUCACAGACAAAAGCACAUUCAACGGAUUUAACCCCGUGGAGGAGUUGGGAAAAUUGGGAGAUAAAUACCUUACUCACAAUGAGAACGACUUUGCGAUUCAACUCUUGAAAACUAAGAAUUUUCAGCUGAACAUUCCGGAGGGAAACUUUUAUUUGGACACUGAUGAGCAUUUUGCCGACCUCUACAACAAGGAUUUUUCACUUUUAGAGGAUAACGAGAAAAGGUUUCUUGAAUCUGUCAACUACUCUAAAGCAGCAGAUGCCGAGGACGUGAAAAAGUAUUUUAAAGAAGUCAAUAUUUUGUGGCCUGCAAGUUACAACGCUCAUAAGCUAAAAGAGAAUGGUGGCCAUUAUGAUGCCAGAUUUUUCUCUGGUUUUGUUACCGAAAUGCCGCUCUCUGACUUCACCUUCCAUUCUCCUUACUAUACCCCUGAAGAGCUUGACAGGAAACCUUUGGAUAACCCGACUAGCCGUCGUACGAUUAUCUUGUCACAUUUGCUCCACACGCUACUAACGGCUACGUUCCACGACGGCCUAUAUAUGUUUCCAGCACAUGGCUCUUUACUUUCAUGGUACUUCACAUCAAUGUCUUUUCCCUACGAUGGAGAUGGUGAUGUACAAAUGCCCGUCACGGACUUGGCUGAGUUCUGUCUACGAUAUAACAACUCGUUGAUUGUUCAAAACCCAAAGUAUGGCAUGGGUAAGUACUAUAUCGAUUGCACCAGUAGUUUGACCCAUAGAGGUAAAGAGACAGGUACGAAUAAUAUUGAUGCUCGUGUGAUUGAUGUCGAUACAGGAAUGUUUGUUGAUGUCACCGGUAUCGGUGUAUCAGCAGACCGUUUGACCGCUCCCGGUAUGAACAAACUGGAUGGAUGGAUUCCAAAGCAAGUGAAAUCCAAGUAUCCGCUUUCCAAGGUAGAUUCUAGGAGAGGAAGAAGGCAAGGUGCUCUGGCUUCAAAUAAAUUUAAACACGAAGGUGUGAAAUCAAUACAAAAAGCAGAGGCGGAGGAUAAGGAGACAGUAAAUAAGGUAUUGAAGAUCCAUUCUGAGAAUAGGAUUUACAAUUGCAGAAAUGACCACUACUAUACAUAUGAACAAUUGUCUCCUGUGCGGUUGUCGCUAUUUGAAGGAGCACCGACAUUUGUGCCUGCGUCGAAAAAGUCGUUGACUAGUAUUUUGGAGCAAGAGUAUUCGCCUCUUUCUCUUCGACGUGUGGCAUGGGAUGACUGGGUGUUCCUGAAGCCUUUGAAAAUGUGGGUCCAUGCAGAUGAUGUUCAUUGGGCAUGUGUGGUAAAUAAUUUGCAACCUACCACUGCCGUUGGGAAGAGCAAGAACAAAAGGAAGGCGAAAGGUAACAAGAAGAAUGUCAAGGGAGUCAACGUUGUUGGGUGUUAUAUUGGCAACGAAGCUACUAUUAUUUCUGAGAUGAUCAAAAGUUCGCUUUACGAAAUUACAUCGGAAGAGGUGUUGAAGCAUAGGGAUGAAAGAAGACCUUCUAUGAACAUUGUGGAGGAAUUUUACCACGACAAUCUCUACAAUAGUGUGCAUUCCACAGAGAUGGCUAUCUAUUAUUCUGAUUGGGAGUGGAAAUCCCCAUCAAUCCAUGACUAUCACGGGAUGCCGACAAAGUGGAAAGACUUGGCUCAGUGGAUGCUGCGAGAUCAUCCUCCGCCAAGGAUUCCGAUGCUCGAUUACCUUUCGUAUGUGGAGGUUGCGGACCAAGGAAAAGAGGUUGUGGUAUCGACGUCAAAUUACACAGGGAUAUAG
This is a messenger RNA of Pichia membranifaciens NRRL Y-2026, 2538 nucleotides long. RefSeq lists its product as hypothetical. The record is from RefSeq and is a predicted model, not a curated record. The coding region runs from base 1 to 2538 and encodes 845 amino acids. The transcript has a single exon. NCBI's taxonomy places the organism in Eukaryota, Fungi, Ascomycota, Pichiomycetes, Pichiales, Pichiaceae.